AUGGCCUCUCCUUCCGCGACUACCCCCGCGGCACAUGCCACCGGGUCGCCGCCAGCCGCCGCUCCCGGCUCUAACGCGUCGUCUCCCAAGAACAUCAUUGACGUUGUCGAGCAAAUAGAAGCCGACAACGACGCUGAUUCCACCUACGCCUCCUCCACACUCACCGAUACCACUUCUCUACGGAGCUCGGCUCUUAGCUACAACUGGGAGCACGGCCGGCGAUAUCACUCAGAAGACUCGGGCGCGAAAUACUGGGGUCCGAAUGACGAGCGACAACAAGAGGCCGAAGAUCUUCACAAUGAGAUGCACAAGCAGAUUAGGGCCGGUGGGCUCUACUAUGCGCCGCUUGACAAGCCUCAGCAUGUUCUAGACGUCGGAUGCGGAACAGGAGCUUGGGCCAUGGACUUUGCCGACGCCAACCCCAGCGCCGAAGUCAUCGGUCUCGAUCUUUCCCCAUCCAGCCCACCUGGGUCCCGCCCAACUGCCGAUUCGAGGCGCGCUAGAACACAUCAAGCCCGGCGGCUGGAUCGAGCAAGUCGAAUUCUCCAGCGCCACCCGCUCCGACGACAACACCAUGCCCCCGGCUCCGCCAUCGAGCGCUGGACCGACCUCUGGCUCCAGGUCGGCAGCAAGAUCGGCGUCACGUUCCAGGCCGCCGAGGAGUCGUACGACGCCAUCACCGCCGCCGGUUUUGUUAAUGUCGAGCAACGCAUCCUCAAGGUGCCCCUCGGGCCCUGGGCCAAGGAUAAGCAGUACAAGAACUGGGGACAGUGGUACCUCGCUUUCAUCCUCCAGGGUAUCGAGGGUUUCGCCGUCCGUUCCUUUACUGAAGUUCUAGGUUGGAGCAUCGAAGAAGCUCAUCUCUUCCUCGCGGAGAUGCGCAAGAACUUGCAGGAUCCGAGCAUCCACGCCUACUCCGAGUUGCGCAUUGUCUACGGCCAAAAGGCCAUCGAACCAUCCACCAGCUCUCCAUAG
Molecule: messenger RNA, 975 nt
Organism: Parascedosporium putredinis
Lineage: Eukaryota; Fungi; Ascomycota; Sordariomycetes; Microascales; Microascaceae
Source: the annotation of a GenBank genome assembly